Molecule: messenger RNA, 21717 nt
Organism: Nannospalax galili (Upper Galilee mountains blind mole rat)
Lineage: Eukaryota; Metazoa; Chordata; Mammalia; Rodentia; Spalacidae
Gene: Syne2
Product: spectrin repeat containing nuclear envelope protein 2
Exons: 116
Coding region: 182-20917 (6911 amino acids)
Cellular component (GO): membrane
Molecular function (GO): protein binding
Source: RefSeq, a predicted model, not a curated record
GGGAGCCUGGGGCCGGACGGAAGAGCGAGUCGGAGAGCGAUCGAGGGUGCGAGCGCGGCAGUGACACGAGCGGGGCUCCGAGGGGGCCGGCGGGGCCCGAGCCCUCGCCUUCCGGGCGGGGCGGACGGCGUUCACUUCUGACAUUGCGAUGGACAUGGUAUAAUCUCCAUCAAGUCAAAGAAUGGCCGCCAGCUCUGCAUUUCCCAUGGAAGAUGAACAUGUUUCCUUGGGCAUCGAUGAUCUGCACAUUUCACUGCAAGCUGAGCAGGAAGACACUCAGAAGAAAACCUUCACCUGCUGGAUAAACUCACAGUUGGCAAAGCACACACCUCCCUCGGUUAUAUCUGACUUAUUCACAGACAUUAAAAAGGGGCACGUCCUUCUGGACCUGUUAGAAGUACUCUCUGGACAGCAGUUGCCUCGGGAUAAAGGAUCCAAUACAUUUCAGUGUAGAAUCAACAUAGAACAUGCCCUGACAUUCCUGAAAAACAGAUCAAUCAAGCUAAUAAAUAUCCAUGUUGCUGAUAUUGUAGAGGGAAACCCAUCCAUUAUUCUUGGCCUGAUUUGGAAGAUUAUACUGCAUUUUCAUAUUGAGGAGCUUGCCCGGACUCUUUCUUGUGAUUACAAUCAACCUUCCCUGGAGGUUGUGAGUGUGACCAACUCAUCUCCUACCUCAAGUCCUCCGACUAAGAAGAGCUCCAAAGCCCAAGCCCAAGCAAGAUGGCAGUUGUCUGCAAAAAAGGCUCUUCUUCAGUGGGCCCAGGAGCAGUGCGCCAUGUCUCAGUCUGUCAGUGUGACGGAUUUUAAAUCAAGCUGGAGAAAUGGGAUGGCUUUUUUGGCUGUCAUUCAUGCCUUGCGGCCAGACCUCAUCGACAUGAAGAGUGUGAGGCACAGAUCCAACAAAGACAAUCUGAAAGAGGCCUUCAGGAUUGCAGAACACGAAUUGAAAAUCCCCAGAUUGCUAGAGCCAGAAGAUGUAGAUGUUGUAAAUCCUGAUGAAAAGUCAAUCAUGACCUAUGUGGCGCAGUUCCUAAAGUAUUCAAAGGACAUGCCUGGCGCUAGGGGUACAGCUGAGGUAUGCUUUGUUUAUGAAUUCCAGGAUAAGGUGAAGGAUGCUAAGAUCUGGAUAACUCUUCAAGAGGAGAGACUCCAGAAGAUGCUGGAGGAGUCCGCAAGUGAGACCUACUUUAAAAAGUACCAUAGUCUACUGUCCUUCAUGGAGUCACUGAAUGAAGAAAAGCAGCCUUUUGUGGACGUCCUGUCACUGAGCAGGAAUGAGUGUGAACUGAAUGAAGAUCAACUGCAGUUGAGACAAGGCUGGACUGGCCUCACGCACCAGAUUGGUGCGUGGAAAGCCCAGCUGGAUGGCACCUUGCCCUCACCACUCAAGGAAACUGAAGUGUGGCUCCAGGAGGUAGAAGGGCUUAUGGAGGAAGAUCUGCCAGCCUCCCAGGAUUACUCUGAAGCCAUGACUUUGACUCAAGAGAAAAUGUCUUUAUUCAAGAAUCUGAUGGACAGUUCCGACUAUCAUUCAUAUAUGCUCAUGACCUUUGAAAAUAGAGAUGAAAACCACCAGCCAGUGGUGCCACCUGACAAACUGGAGGAAAUGAAAAGACGAAUAAACAACAUUUUGGGGAGAAAAUUCAUCCCGCUUCUUGAAUUUCAUUACUAUAAGUGCUCAGUUCUUGGUUUGCUAGAUGAAGUGAAGUCAAAGUUGGAUGUUUGGAACGUCAGAUACGGGAACAGAGAGUCUGUGGAAGUCUUGCUGAAGGACUGGCAAAAAUUUAUUGAAGAAAAAAAGUGCCUCGCUCAACUUGAUACUUCUUUUAAAAAAUGUGAAGAAAUUUAUAAGAAUUUGGCUGGAGAAUGCGAGGCAGUUAAGGAACAGCACAUGAUGAUGGAACAGAAUAUUCAUAUGUACAGACAAUAUAUACACAAUGCAAAGUGCACUCUGCAAAGGGUGUUGGCGUGCUGGGGAACCUAUGAGGAGCACCUUCGCCUACUAAAGACUUCUUUUGAGGAGACAAAGAAGGAAAAACUUAAAGAGGUUCCCUUUGAGACACUCUCCCAGUGGAAUGUGAAAUACAAUUCUCUAAAUGAGGUGGGAAACUUCUUAAUUGAAGUCAGCAAUGUUGAAAUUGUAUCAUCUAUUUCUAAAGAACUGAGAAGGCUGAAUAAAAGAUGGAGAAAGUUUAGCACAAAAACUCCACUUGAACUGAAACUGCCAUUUAUGAAAAUAGACGAUCAGCCCAUUCUUGACAGUUCUGGAGCUCUUCUAGCUCAGGAGCCGGAUGUGCCAGUGGAGCUUGAUGAAAGUCACAGUGACUUUACAAAGGCUGUAGAAGAACAGGAAAAAGGUGAAGAAUUCACUAGAAAAUUGAAAGUGACUAAAGAGGUUGAAAAGCUCAUUGAACAGAUGGAAAUCUGGCAUUCAGAAACCAAAUCCAUCUUGAAUCAUCUGCGUUGUCAAGUUGAUGUGGAUAGCUCCAUGGGGGACACUUUGAAGCGUCUUGCUGCUAAGGGCUCUAUGUAUGAGGAGCUUCUGGCCAGAACCGAAGAUUCUUUACAGAUGGAUAUUCAAAGUGCUUCAAGCCUGGAGUCCUUCCAACAUGUUCUCAGAGCUGGGCUGCAGGCAAACCUUCAAGAAGCUAAAGAGAAAGUCCAGAUCACCAUGGUAGAAUUGUCCACAGCACUGAAGAACUCCACGGACACGUCACCACAGUUAAACGUGAGGCUGAAGGCUGAAGAGGCACAGAAGGAGCUAGAAUCAUACAUCAUGAGAGCUGAGAAGUUACUUGGGCAAAGAGAGCUCCCCAGUGGCCUCAUCUCCCAGUACAUGGAAGCUUUGGAAAUUUUUAACACCAAUAGUCUGGCCAAGUAUCUGAAAGCUAUUGAGGAACUGAAGCAGAGCACACCAGAGGGUGUGAAGCCGCAUCAGGAAGAGCAGAGUCGAGAUGCCUGUGCCAAGUGGGAGUCUCUCCAUCAUGAAAUUUCUUUGUAUAUCCAAAAACUAAAAAUAGACAUUGAAGAAGGAAAGCUUCGUGACAAUAUUGCAAAACUUGAAAAGCAAAUAAAUAAGGAAAAGAAGCUUAUCCGAAGAGGAAAGAUCAGGGGUCUGGUCAAAGAACAUGAGGCUUGCUUUUCUCCAGAAAGUAUUGCAAGCCAGCUUGAUCACCAUGUGGGUGCCCUGAAGGCGCUGUGUGAAGAGCUGACUUCCCCGGAGGGUCAACAAGAACUAAAGAAAGCACUGAGAUAUUAUGAACAAAAGAUAGAAACGCUUCUGAAAUGUGCUUCCGGGAUUCGCGUGACCCUGCAGCACCAAGGAGGUGCAUCAGAGGAGAGGGGCACCGUGACCACCACUGAGAAUGGCGGGAGCAGUGACCACAGUGAGGCACCAUUUGCGAAAUCAGAUGACCAGCCAUCCACUGAAAAGGCAAUGGAAUCCAUCAAGAACUUUAGCCAGACACCAGAAUUAAAGCCUCAACAAGAAGAAAGCAUUGUGAAGAAGGCAGUAAAGGAUCACAGCACAUCUGUAAAUAGCUUGCAAGAGAGGUAUGAUACACAAAGAGAGAUUCUUGAACUACACCUACAAAACAACGCAUUCAAGGUUACUUCUGACUUCUCUAGUGGAAAUGUGAAGAGUAGUGCUUGCCUGCAGGAGAAACUGGUAGACCUGCAGGCAUUAAAAGCUGACACUGAUGCUUGCUGGAAUGAGUUUGAAGUGACUUCACUGAAUUUAGAAAGUCUGCUGAGUGACAUGAAGAGGCCUACAGUGGCCAAGGCGAGAGACUUACUGAAGGGAAAAGAGAAUGAGCUUCAGCAACUUCUUCACAUCAGAAUGGAGUCAUUGAAGACGGCACUGCAGGCCGUGCUGCCCUUGGAGAAGGAAUCCACCCUCCUGUGUGACUCUGAUCUGCCACUCUGUGCCCUGACUGUCCAGGAUCUGCACUUUAUCAAGGCUGACAGCAUCUUUCAGAAUCUCAGGAAUAUCCAAAAUUCCAUAGCAACACAGAUCACACUCUGUGCUAAUUUAGAGGAGCCUAAAAAUUUUGUAUCAAGGGAAUUGCACACAUUUGAUCAGCGUGCAAUCCAGGAUAUUGUCCUAAAAUGUAGAACGCAGCUGGAAAAAAUGAGCCAGAAGGUGCAGAUGAGGGAAGAGGCCCUGAAAGCUCUGGAAGAUUUCUUGGCUUCUGUGAAAGCAGCUUUGCUGUCUGCUGAGCCCCCGACAGACUGUCCUGCCUCAGAUGCACCAGCAAACACUGUGGCAGUGAAAAAUGUCCAGGAAGACGUGCACCAGAUAAAAGAGAAGGCCAGGCCUUUGGACGAACGCUUGAAGAUGCUUGGUAUAAGUUUUAAAGAUGCUGAACAAGGGGGAGAUACCACCUGUGAGAAACUUCUUGGUGCGCUGUUGGUAAAGUUAUCAGAGACACACGGCUUGAGUGAAGAGGAACUUAUGGAGGAAGAGAAAUUAUUAGAGGCUUGUAGUUCCAAAAAUAAUGAACUCUUUAAAAACAUUCAAGAUAUCCAGACUCAGAUCAGUAAAACUGGUCUCAAGGAUCCCACUGCUCCAGCUGUGAAGCAUCGGAAAAAAUCGUUACUCAAACUGGAUAAGGACCUAGAUGGAUAUGAAGAAGAAAACAAACAGAUACAAAAAAUGGCUGAUUCUCUUCCACAAUUCAAAGAUGGCAGAGAGAAAGUUGUGAAGCAACAGUGUCAAGAUACAGCCAUCUUGUGGGAAAGUGUGAAAGCUUCUGUCACUGAGUGUCUUGAUCAAUGUGGAAGAGUUUUGGAUCUCUUAAAACAAUAUCAGAAUUUUAAAGGCAUCUUAACAACUUUGAUUCAAAAAGAAGAGAGCGUCAUCUCCCAGCAGGCCUCAUACAUGGGAAAGGAGAACCUGAAGAAAAAGAUAGCCGAGAUUGAAACUGUUAAAGAAGAAUUUAAUGAACAUUUAGAAAUCGUAGACAAGAUAAAUCAGAUCUGCAAAAAUCUGCAGUUUCAUCUAAAUAAAAUGAAAACCUUUGAAGAGCCCCCUUUUGAAAAAGAAGCUAAUGUUAUUGUGGAUCGAUGGCUUGAUAUAAAUGAGAAGACAGAAGAGUACUGUGAAAACCUUGUGCGCGCUCUGGCUUUGUGGGACAAACUUUUAAACUUAAAAAACAGCAUUGAUGAGUGGACUGAAGAGACUCUUGGGAAAGUGGAAUCACAUCAGCUGACUGAGGAGGACGGGGAAAGGCUGACGGAAGAGUUAAAAGUCCAUGAAGAACAAACUUCAGAAUUUUCUAGAAGAGUAGCAGACAUACAAUUGCUCCUUCAAUGUAGUGAAAAACCACUUGAAUUGCAGGUCAUGGAGUCCUCUGUUUUGAGCAAGAUAAAACAUGUAAAAAAGUGCCUCACAGGAGAACCCAAUAGUUACACGCCUAGCAGCAACACAGCUGAGCUAAGAGAGGAUCUGGACCAGGCCAAGACCCAGAUGGGGAUGACUGAGUCCCUCCUGAAUGCCUUGUCUCCCUCUGACAGUCUGGAGAUCUUCACGAAGCUUGAGGAAAUUCAGCAGCAAAUCCUGCAGCAGCAGCACAGCAUGAUGGUCCUCGAGAGCCAAAUAGGCUGCCUCACUCCAGAGCUCUCAGAAUUGAGAAGACAGUAUGAAAGUGUCAGUGACUUAUUUAAUACCAAGAAAAGUGCUCUGCAGGACCACUUCUCCACACUCUUGAAUGAUCAAUGUAAGAACUUCAAUGACUGGCUCAGCAACAUCAAAAUGAACCUUAAGGAAUGUUUUGAACCACCAGAAACAAAAACGAGCAUGGAACAAAAGCUGCAGAAACUCACCGAUUUCUUCGCUCUUGAAGGACGAAGCAGUAAAAUACGGCAGGUGGAAACUGUCUUACUGCAUGUGAAGAAGCACCUACCCAAAGCACAUGUGAAAGAGCUCAACAGCUGGCUUGGGAGUCAAGAACUCGAGUUAGAAAACAUGGAGUCUAUAUGCCAGGCUCGAGCAAAGGAACUGGAUAGCUACCUGCAGCAGCUACUGAGCCUAGAGGAUGAUUGCAGAAGCCUGAGUGAGUGGUUGACUAACCAAGAAGAGAAAUGGAAAGAAAUGGGAGCCUCAGGAGAGAAAGCUGAGCUGUUGUACCAAGUGUUAACAAGAAAGAGGGAGCAAUUUGAAACUGUGGCCCAGCUGAACAACUCUCUGAAGGAACAUGGGCUUACUGAGGAAGAAGAAGUAAUAACAGAAUCAACACAUUUGAUCAACAGAUACCAGACUUUAUUGAGACAAUUACAUGAAAUUGAGGAAGAGGAUAAGUUACCACCUGCUGAAGACCAGAACUUUAAUGACCUUGCACAUGAUGUAAUUCAUUGGAUAAAAGAGAUUAAAGAGUCCCUUAUGGCUUUAAAUUCAUCCGAAGGCAAAAUGCCACUCGGAGAAAGAAUCCAAAAAAUAAAGGAAAUCAUUUUACUGAAGCCUGAAGGUGACGCCAAAAUCCAGACCAUAAUGAAACAAGCCAAGCACUGUGAGGCCCCAUUGGUUCAGGAGACCCUUGCUGAUAUCAGCGACCAGUGGGACAGCACUCUCCAUUUAGCCAACACAUACCUAAGCCAUCAAGAGAAGCUUCAGCUAGAAGGAGAAAAGUAUUUGCAGAGUAAGGAGGACCUGAGGCUGAUGCUCACAGAACUCAAGAAGAAACAAGAAGCAGGCUUUGCUCUGCAACCUGGACUGCCAGAAAAGCAAGCCCAGUUAAAAAUCUAUAGGAAAUUCCUCCAGAAAGCCCAAGAUUUGACAUCCUUGCUAGAGGAACUGAAAUCUCAGGGAAAUUAUCUCUUGGAGUGCACUAAAAAUCCUAGCUUCAGUGAAGAACCUUGGCUGGAAAUAAAACAUUUGCAUGAGAGUCUUCUUCAACAGCUCCAGGAUUCUGUGCAAAAACUAGAGGAUCAUGUUCAAGAACACAGUUCAUUCCAGAUUUGCAUCACAGACAUGAACACCACACUGGACAACUUCUCCAAGGAGUUUGUCAGCCUUUGCGAUGCACCUGUGGACCAAACGGCAGCUGAGGACAAACUGCAGAAACUGCAGGAACUGGAGAGUAGACUCAAUUUAAAAGGUGAUACAUUAAAGAAGGUUUUAGCAUUAGCAAAAUCCAUCAAGCAAAAUACAUCUUCAGUGGGACAGAAGAUUAUGAAAGAUGAUAUAAAAUCACUUAAGUGGAAACAAAAGGAUUUGGAAAACAGAAUUGAAUCUGCCAAGCAGGAGACUGAAAAUUGUCUCAGCAACAUCCUUAAAUUAGAAAGCUCGACAGAAAAGCAGGAAAAGUUUGCUCUGCCAGGUGGAGAGAUGCUGGCCACUUCUGAUGUGGUGGAGCCCACUCAGGAAUCGGCAGCAGUAGGCGAGUCGCAGGGAGACUGGGAAACAAACAAGAACUCAGCUAUGGAAAUGAUUUUGUCAAAACAACUUUCUCUCACUGUUCAAGAAAGCGAGCAAAACAGUGAAGAUGAGCAGAAAGUCAAUGAGCUGAGAGAUCAGCCCUUAGAAGUGGAUGUUUCAUUAAGAAAUGAACAAUUAAAAGAGAUGGAGGAAUUGUGUACCCAUCUAGAAACAAGAAAAGCAGCUGUUGCACCUCUGGAUCAAUCUCAGUGUCUCAACAAAACAGCAGCAAGUGCCUCGGUUCUGCCCAGUGCCAGAUCGUCAGCACUCCCCUUGGACAGUCUGCUUCACACACUUGCUACUUUGAAGAAAAAUAGAGAAGACCAGUAUCAUCUCCUUAACAAUUUUCUAGACAAGCUGGCCUCAGCUGAAUUGUCACUGAAAGACUUCUUGACAGAAAAGGAAAGUCUUAAAAUAGGACAGCUUGACAGCGCAGCCUAUCUGGACAAAAUCCAAAAGUUCUUGGAAUCCAUACAGAAAGAAAAAGGUUCUUUAAGCAAACUUCAAAUGGAAUGGGGAAGUUUAUCAAACCACCUUACGGCCACAGAUAAGAAGCUGUUAGAAAGCCAGAUGAAGCGACUUGAACUUGGUUGGGAACAAGGGGAACACCUGCUUCACAGGAAAUAUUCUCAGCAGGUGAUGGAGCAUGAUGAGCUUACCUACCUCCUGAAGAAGGUCCAAGACACCAAGCUUUCUCUGCAGCAGCAGCAGCAGCAGCUACGGCUAUGUCUGGACUCUCAAGAACAACAGGACGGGAGCUCCGGUGUCGUUGCCUUGGCCACAGAGCUCCAGGUGCUCAAGCUCGGAUUUUCUGUUUUAAAGGGGCAAGCUGAGCUUCAGAUGAGGAGGCUUUGGGGAGAAAAGGAAAAGAAGAUUUUAGAAGAUGCAAUAAGAAAUUUGAAGGAGCAACUAGAAACCCUGGAACCAGUAAACUUAGAGGCAGAGAAUCAGAUUCAGAAGUGUGGCUUAAAGAACAAGAUAAAGGAGACUCUCUUAUGGGUCAAGAACAUGUUGGCCGAGCUCAUAACCCCCAUUGCCCUUCUCCCCAGUGACAUCCUUUCACAGAUCAGAAAGUGCAAGGCGAUUCAUGAUAACAUUCUGGGUAAGCAGCAGGUCGUGGAGUCCCUGGUAGAGGAGGUUGGAAGGAUGACUCCUGGCCUUCCAGCUUGCGAGAGAGAUGAUUUGCAUACCCUUCUGCAGGGCUUGCAGGAUCAAUACCAAAUGCUGGUUUUAAAAUCAGCUCAGAGGUCACAGCAACUAGAAUUGAAGUUGGAAGAAAGAAACAAAUUUUUGGAAAUAAUAGCAAAGGCUCAGCUCAUGCUUGAACAAAAUGAAGCACUCACAAUUCCAAAGCAAACGACCUCUACGGAAGCCGAGCUGGAGCAUUGCAAGGUCACCUUGAAGGCCUCCCAGCAGGAACUACAAGACAUUGAAAACCUAAUCUCAACACAUCUUCAGGAACUAACAGAUGCCUACAAGGAUGCAAAUGUGUUUGAGAGAUUAUUUCUGGAUGAUCAGUUAAAAAAUCUCAAGACAAGGACCAAUAGAACACAAAGAUUGGUUCAGAAUAACUGUAAUGGACUAGAACGCAAGGUAAAUUCUUACAGAGAAUUCCACAACAAAAUGUCCCUGCUUCAGAAGGAGGCUGACGUCAUCCAGCAGGGCUCAUGCCUUCUGCUUAAUCAGGAGCUAAAUCCAAAUGCUGAAGAGGAGCUUCACAGUCUUAAAGACAAGUUCGCUGCUGUUCAAGACAGCAUCUUGCAGGUGUUGAAACUUCAAGAAGUAUUUGACUGUAUGGGGCUCAACUGGGAUGGUUCACAGCUUGAACGAUUACAAACCCAGGUAUCUGAAAAAGAAAGGGAACUGGAAGAGAAAAUUAAGCAGUUGCACACAUUUGUGUCAGAACAUGACAGCUACCAAGCAUCGCUAAGCAAGAUGAGGGCUGUGGAUCUGCAAAUUAAGAAACAGGCUGAAUUACUACUGAAAGGCCCUCAUGUUUCACCAGAAAGCACUCUGCUCAAUGCACACAUUUUGAGUCAGAAAAUCAAAAACGCCAGAGGCUUAUAUGAUGAGAUGAUGGAGAAAUUAAAUGAAAAUGAGGCUUUUGAUGACUCAUUCAAAGAGAAAGAAAUGUUACAGCUAAAACUAAAUGCAGAAGGAAAUGAUAAGCUUCAUGGGGUUCUCCAAAACAUGGUGCUAGAGUUGCAACCAAAAGAAAUGAGGGAAAAGGAUUUUCAAAAUAAGCUGGAAAAUUCCCUAUAUGUUUUAAAUCAAAUGAAAUCUCAUUUACAGCAGCCUUUAAGUAUAAAUUUGGAAAUUAAGCAUAUUCAGAGUGAGAAAGAUACUUGUGAAGCAUUUAGGGAGCAAAUUCAGGCAGAAAUGUUUAGUGUUAAAGCUGUGCCUGUUACCAAAGAGCAAGAAGAAAACUCGGAAACUAGUGGUGUGGAGGCAAAAUUGCAUGACAUCGAAGAUCUUCAGAUGCAGCUUAGCAACAGCAUUGAUUUACGCACAAAUGCCCUGAACAGUGCACACGAAAAUAUAACCCGCUAUAAUGAGGUCGUCACCAGGGCAGUCCAGAUCAUCAGAUCCCUGGAAACCAUCCUUCCAUCAUACACAGUAAACCUUCACAGUCCCGAAGAAUCUCUGGAGCUGCCUCGUGGUAAGCAAGAAGAAUUGGAGUCCUCAAUAGCAGACAUCCGGGACCUCACUGAGAAGCUGGGAGCUGUCGCCAGUCCUGAGACCAGAGUACAACUUGAGAGCACGCUUCAAGAACUGGCUGCUAAGACCUCAGUCUUGAAGGCAGCAGUCGAAGCUGAGGGAGCAGAAGUAGAAAGGUGUCUGGAGAAUUACAAGUGCUUUAGAAAAAUUAAAGAGGAAAUUUGCACUCAACUGGCGAAAAUGGAGACAGUUCUCGAAGAGUCCAUGUCCACAUUGCCAAGGUGUUACAAAGAAGCUUUAGAACUCUUGGAACACAGCACGGUCUUGGUGUCAAAUCUCCUAUCAACCAAAGAAGACUUAGUAAAACUCCGACAGGUCGUCAGACACCUGAGACGCAAGUGCACAGAAAACGAUGGCAUGUGUGUGCUCGGAGUCGCCUCGGCUCUGUGGGAAAAGUGGCUGAGUUUGCUGCUAGCUGCUCAGGAGUGGGAGCUGUGGAGUAGAGAGCUGAAGGAGGCAUGGAAGUUCCUCAGUGAGGAAAUUGAACGAGAAGCAAUUAUUUUAGAUAAUUUUCAGGAGGAACUCCCAGAAAUUUCCAAAAUAAAAGACGCAGCUACCACAGAGGAACUCUCUCAGCUGUUGGACUCUUCACGCCAGCAUGAGGACAGUGUGGAGAUGCAAAGUCUGCUGCUGGCCCUGCUUCUACAGCGCAUAAAGAGUAUCCAGAAUGUUCCUGAAGGCACAGAGGCUGUGGAAGCUGUCCCGGCACUUGAAGAGAUUAGGUCUAUGCAAGAACGAUGCAACAGGCUUCUUCAGACAGUUCAAAAGAAUAAGGAACUGAUUGAGACAGAAAUCCAGGAACGACGUUCUGUCACAAAGGAAAUAGCUGAUGUGAAGCAUUUAUUUCAACAAAUCUCAACGUCUUUCCAAAACAUGGCAUUAGAAGGCCAUCCAGAAAGGGCAGAACAGUUUGAGGAAAUUCAAAGCCUUCUUAAGAAGGGGAAACUAACUUUUGAGAACAUUAUGGAAAGACUGCGCAUCAAGUAUUCGGAAAUGUAUACCAUAGUCCCUGCCGAGAUGGAAUCCCAGAUGGAAGAAUGCAGAAAAGCUUUAGAAGACAUAGAUGAGAAGAUGAGCAGUGAAGUCUUGAAGAGUUCCCCAUCGUUGGUGAUGAGUAGGAAAAUAGAGACAAUUAACAGUGGGCUUCAGGACAUUGAAAAGAUGCUGCAACAGAAAAGCAAAAACAUCGAGGAAGCUCAAGACAUUCAAAAGAAAAUAUGGGAUGAGCUAGAUCUCUGGCAUUCCAAGCUGAAUGAGCUGGACUCUGAAGUCCAGGACAUUGUUGAGCAGGACCCAGGACAGGCUCAAGAAUGGAUGGAUAAUUUGAUGGUUCCUUUCCAGCAGUACCAACAAGUAUCACAGAGAGCAGAAUCCAGAACCUCACAGCUCAACAAGGCCACAGUCAAGAUGGAGGAGUAUAGUGAACUUCUGAAGAGCACUGAGGCAUGGAUAGAAAAGACCAGUCGUCUGCUGGCCAAUCCUGCCCACUAUGACUCUUCAAGGACUCUGAGCCACCAUGCCAGCACUCUCCAGAUGGCUCUGGAAGAUUCUGAACAAAAGCACAGUCUUCUACAUUCAAUUUUCAUGGAUCUAGAAGAUCUUUCAAUCAUUUUUGAAACAGAUGACUUAGUCCAGUCCAUUCAAGAGUUAAGUAGUCAAGUAGCAGCUUUACAACAGCAAAUAAUGGAAACCCUUCCACAUGCCCAGCGAAUGGCAGAUGAUGUGGUUGCUAUCGAAUCUGAAGUAAAAUCCAUGGAGAAAAAAGUUGCAAAAAUCAAAGCUAUCUUAUUAUCCAAAGAAAUAUUUGACUUCUUACCUGAAGAACAUCUUAAGCAUGGGGAGAUCAUCCUUGAAAACAUCCGCCCCAUGAAGAAAACCAUUGCUGAAAUCAUGUCUUACCAAGUGGAACUGAGGUUACCCCAGACAGGAACAAACCCUUUGCCUGUGUUUCAGAGGACAAGCCAGCUUUUACAAGAUGUGAAACUGUUGGAAAAUGUGACUCAGGAACAAAAUGAGUUAUUGAAGGUAGUCAUAAAACAGACCGCUGAAUGUGAUGAAGAGACAGAGAAUCUGAAACAGAUCUUAGACAAUUAUGCAGCUGAGUGCUCCCUUGAACAUAUGUCAGCAGAGCAAGCUGCCGACUUGCCAGCGGUACAGGGAGAGAUCGAAGGGGUGGAAAAGCAGAUUCUGAUUCUGAACCAGAAAAAAGAAGACCUGUUGGUGGACUUGAAGGCAGCUGUUUUAAACCUCCACCAGUACUUGAAGAAAGAACAGCAGGAUGAGGGAGACAGGCCCUCAGCAGGCGUGUCAGAGGAGGGUGGAGAGGCGGAGAAAGAUGCUUCAGACUGGAAGUUUACCAGAAAGGGUUCCAUGUCUUUCCUGCCAGCUGUGGAGGAGGAAGCAGAAGAAAACUCCUUAAAGAGUGAAAAUGGACAUAAGAAAGUGGAGCCAGCCUCUGUGUCUUGGUCUCUACGCUGGAAAUAUGACAAGGACCUGGAAGAGGAAGGGGACUCCUCAUCCUCUGCCACCAUCAUUCAGGAGGUAGGUGGGAGAAUAAGCACCUGUGACAGUGCCAUGGAACACAUUCCUGCAACAGACUCAGGAACCCCUGAGCAGGGCCCAGGACCAUCCCUGAGGCUCAGCCAAACAGAACAGGGUGCCACACCUCUCAUCCAGGCCACAGCUCUGGACUUUUCUCAGGAGCACAGAGCUUUUGAGGCUACGGUGGAGAGAACAAGGCCCCAGCCUGCAGAAGUCCUCCAUGUAUGCAAGACCCAAGUGGCAAAGCUGGAGCUGUGGCUACAACAAGCCAACGUGGCAUUUGAGCCGGAAACGUUAAAUGCGGACAUGCAGCAAGUGGUAGAACAGGAGCUGGUCGGGUGCCAGGCUAUGCUGACAGAGAUUGAGCACAAAGUCGCCUCUCUGUUAGAGACGUGCAAAGAUCAGGGCCUGCGAGAUUGCGGGGCCACUCAACACGAGGCUGAAGCACUAUCCCUGAAACUCAAAACUGUGAAGUGCAAUUUGGAAAAGGUCCAGGUGAUGCUUCAAGAGAAGUACAGUGAAGAUCAGCACCCUACUGCUCUCAAGAAACAUUCACAGAACCAGAGAGUCCUGCAACCAGUAAGCCUUUUUGAGAUGGAAUCUGUCGAAACCAAAAGUCCACAGUUCAGCAAACAAAAAGAUGUUUCUCAGCACCAGUUUCAAGAGUUAAAACCAUUGGAACAGAAAGAUUUAAUCAAGUUCAUAGAAUUUAAUGCUAAGAAAAUAUCGCCCCAGUAUUGCCAACAGGAUAAAGAUACAGCUCAGGAGUCAGCUGUGAGCAACAAGGCAUUCAGCCCUAGCAACGAUGCUCCAGACUCAGCCUUGCCACCUGAGGGCCAGAGUGGUGAUAGAUGGCAGUAUCUUUACCAUGAAUUAGUAUCAAGAGUACAUCCACCUGUGCCUCAGCUUGUGGAGCCUCAGGUUGCCACAAAUAUGAGUAUUCUACCCAGUGUGACUGUAUAUAACUUCAGAUACCCUACGACUGAAGAACUGCAAGCUUACACCAUGCAACUUGAAGAUCUGCGCCAGGAAGCACAUCAUCUUCAGACACAGGAGCACAUGACAGAAGAAACAUGUAACAAUUUGGAUACAAAAUUAUUCGAACUCUUUCUGAGCCUCAGUCAGUGCCUGAGCAGCAUGGAGUUGCUGCUGCAGAGGCCCCGGCUCCUCAGAGAGGAUGCGUCUGGCCAGCAGGUGUUCUUUGAGAAACUGGCUCUCGAGUUGAAGAAACUUUAUUUAGCACUGGGUGACAAGACGGAUGAUCUUUUGAAAGCUGUGACUUGGCUUGACAAGAGCCCCACGUUGCUACCUGAAUGUUUCCAGGCCCUCCAAGUCAGCCUGGAGCACAGCCAGGCUAAAGCUGCCUGGAAAAGUUCUUCUCUGAGGGCAGGCCUUGACCACAGUCGCAGUUACCAGAAUGAAAUAAAGCAAUUAUAUGAUCAACUCAUUAAGAAGAAGACAGCUUUACAACAGUCUUUGAAUGAAAUCAGUGGGCAGAGCAUUGGUGAACAGCUUCAGAAAGGAGAUGCAUACGCGAUGGAGUUGCAGAAUGCUGAGGGCCACGUGGCCAAACUCAGAGACGAAGGGGAGAGGCUUCACUUCCCUCAUGUCUUACUCCAGGAUGUUUACAAGUUAGAGGAUGUACUUGACAGUAUGUGGGGAAUCCUGAGAGCCAGGUACUUGGAACUCAGUGGCCCGUUCCUCACUGAGAGCCAGCAGGAUGCCUUAUUGCAAGGCAUGGUGGAGCUAGUCAGUAUUGGAAAAGAGAAGCUUGCUCCCGGCCCCUUACAGCAUGCCAAGAGUAAAGUCGCUUUAGAGGCUCAAAUACGCGAUCACAAGGGAUUUUUCCAGAAACUUGUUGCUGACAUGUUGUUGAUCCAAACAUACUCAGCAAAAAUGUUUCCUUCAUCAUUACAAAAGAGAGAGAGAUUUUGGGCAGAACAGGUAGCAGAAGUGAAGUCCCUGGAAGAAAAGGCCUGUCUGCAUGGCACGCAGCUGCAGAGCUUGUUACAGAAAUGGGAAGAAUUUGAUGAAAACUACGCUUCUCUUGAGAAGGACCUGGAAGUUCUCGUGUCUUCGUUGCCCUCUGUGAGUUUGGUGGAAGAGACAGAGGAGAGAUUGCUGGAAAGGAUUUCCCUUUACCAGCAAAUAAAAAGAAACAUUGAUGGAAAGCAUGCCAGGCUUUGCCAAACCCUCAAUGACGGAAAGCAGCUGGCAGCAUCGGUGAGCUGUCCCGAGCUAGAAGGCCAGAUCAUGAAGCUGGAAGAGCAGUGGUUGUCCCUAAAUAAGAAGAUUGACCAUGAGCUCCACAGGCUGCAGACGCUUCUUAAGCACCUGAUCAGUUAUAACAGAGAUUCAGAGGAAUUGACCACGUGGUUGGGAUCUUCUCAGCAAACUUUGAAUUACUGGAAGGAACAGUCCCUCAAUGUGUCUCAGGACCUGGAUACAAUCAGAAGCAACAUAAACAAGUUUUUUGAAUUUUCAAAGGAAGUUGAUGAAAAGUCAUCUCUGAAGUCUGCAGUGUUGAGCACUGGGAACCAACUUCUUCACCUGAAAGAGGCAGAUACGGCCACGCUGAGAGCCUCAUUAGCACAAUUUGAACAAAAAUGGACAAUGCUCAUAACUCAGCUUCCAGACAUUCAAGAGAAACUUCACCAGCUUCAGAUGGAGAAGUUGCCGUCCCGUAAAGCCAUCACUGAAACCAUCAGCUGGAUGAACACUGUGGAGCCGCAAGCAGGCGAAAACUCUGAGCUCUCGCCCAGGUCUUCAUCUGAAGUGAAAAAUCUUCUGAUGAAACUCAAGGAGUUUAGAAUGGAAAUGGACUACAAACAGUGGAUAGUUGACUUUGUUAACCAGUCACUGCUUCAGCUAAGCACCUGUGAUGUAGAAAGCAAACGCUAUGAAAGGACGGAGUUUGCAGAGCACUUGGGGGAGAUGAACCGUCAAUGGCACCAAGUGCAUGGAACCCUGAACAGAAAGAUCCAACAUGUAGAACAACUUCUGGAAAGUAUCACUGAAAAUGAAAACAAAAUACAAAAUUUGAAAAACUGGCUGGAGGCACAAGAAGAGAGGCUGAAAACGCUACAAAACCCUGAGAGUGUGAUCUCCGUAGAGAAGCUGCUCCUGGACUGUCAGGAUAUAGAAAACCAGCUUGCAGUGAAAUCCAAAGCACUGGAUGAGCUGAGGCAAAGUUCCCUGACUUUGGAGAAUGGGGUUGUGCCGUUGUUAGAAGACUCAGCAUCUGGGGUUGAUGAGCUGCUUCAGAAGAAGGGCAAAGUGAACAGCCAGGUUGGUCAGCUCAAAGCCUCCAUGCAGUCUGUGCUGCAGGAGUGGAAGGCUUAUGACAAGCUCUACGAGGAAACCAAUGUGAUGACAAUUCGACUUGCAUACUGCACGGAACACAGCAAGCCUUCGGUUUUAUCUUUAGAAGCCUUGAGUUGCCAGGUGCAGAACCUUCAGGCCCUUCAGGAUGAAGCUGAGAGCAGUGAGGGGAGCUGGGAGAAGCUCCGGGAAGUUAUCGGCAGACUCAAGGAUUCCUGCCCCUCCAUUGCUGAAAUAAUUGAAGAGAAAUGCCAAAGUGCUCAUUCAAGGUGGACUCAGGUGAACCAAGACCUUGCAGAUCAGUUGCAGGAGGCCCAAAGUCGGCUGCAGCUCUGGAAGGCUUCUCACACUGCACACACAGAAGCCACAGCCCAGCUGGAGCAGCAGGAAACAAAGUUCCAACAACUCACCAACAUCAACAUGUCUGGAAGCAACCUAGCAGAGAUCCUGCCACUGGCCCUGCAGGACCUAAAGGAGCUGCAGCACAGUGUACUAAAGACAAAAGAAGCCUUUCUUGAAAAUUCUGCCCUCCUGGCUCGGCUCCCACAGCCUGAAGAGAACAGUGUCCCUGGACUCCAUUCUGGGCAACUGCACUCCCUCCAGACAGCUGCCUAUUUGGAAAAGAUGCUGCUGCUGAAAUCAAAUGAAUUUGAGAUUGUUCUGGCACAGUUUAAGGAUUUUGAAGACCGGCUAGAAUCUUUAAAAGAUCUUAUUAUGCAUGAGGAAGAAAAUUUGGAUAAACUUUACCAUGAAGAGAAAGAAGAAAAUCCUGACUUGUUCCUGAACCAUGUCCUGGCACUGACAGCCCAGUCCCCUGCCAUUGAGUGUUUGAAUGAAGAGAGCCUCAAGCUGCCCCUGAGUGACAUGGCUGUGAAAACGUUACAGGAUGUGAAUCGGCAGUGGAUCCGGGCUACGGCCACGGCGCUGGACCACUACAGCAAACUUCAGGGCUAUGGAUUGAAUGAAAAGUUUCUUCAUUACUGUGAAGAGUGGAUCCAGCUAUUGGAGAAGAUAGAGGACGCAGUUAAUGUGGAUAUUGCCCAGAGCCUUCCAGCGCUCCUAGAACAGCAGAAAACCUACGAGAUGUUAGAAGCUGAAGUUUCUGUAAACCAGACAAUUGCUGAUGCUUAUGUCAUCCAGUCCUUACAACUUCUGGACACAACAGAAGUAGAGAAGAGACCAGAAUUUGUCUCAGAAUUCUCAAAGUUGUUGGACCGAUGGCAGAAUGCCACCCAGGGCAUUCAGCAAAAGAAAUGUGACAUCAACAGGCUGGUGAGACAGUGGCAGUACUUUACCACCUCCAUAGAGGAUUUGAUCCGUUUCCUCACCAGCACCAGCCACUUGCUGUCUGCAGUGAAGGGACGGGACUGUUACAGCCUCUACCAGACCAGAUACCUCAUGCAUGAGCUGAAGAGCAAAGAGAUCCAUUUUCAGAGGCAGCGAACCACCUAUGUAUUGGCCUUGGAAGCUGGGGAGAUGUUACAGAACACACCCAACCUGGAAACUAAAGAAUUAAUUGACAGGAGAGCCAGUGAGCUUCGGGACACCUGGAAGGACACAGAGCUCCGCCUAGGGGAGAUGAUCCACCAGCUGCAAAGCACGGUCGAGACCUGGGACCAGGCUGAAAAGAAAAUCAAGGAGCUGAAAAGCAGGCUGCAUGUUUUGAAAGCACAAAACAAAGAGCCGCUUCCCGAACUUCACGAGGACCUCCACAAAGAAAAGGAGCUGAUGAAGGAACUAGAGAAGUCUUUGGCUAACUGGACACAGAACUUGAAAGAACUUCAAACUAUGAAGGCCGACUUAAGCCGGCACAUCCUGGCGGAGGACGUGAUGGUUCUGCAGGAACAGAUUGAGCAUUUGCACAGACAAUGGGAGGACCUCUGCCUCAGAGUGGCUGUCCGCAAGCAGGAGAUUGAAGACAGACUCAAUUCAUGGGUCGUGUUCAAUGAAAAAAAUAAAGACCUGUGUGCAUGGCUGGUGCAGAUGGAAAACAAAGUUCUACAGACGGCAGACAUCAGCAUUGAAGAAAUGAUUGAAAAGUUACAGAAGGACUGCAUGGAAGAAAUAAACAUAUUCAGUGAUGCCAGGCUGCAGUUGAAGCAGGUGGGCCACCAGCUGAUGAAGGCCAGCAGCAAGACCAGGGCGGCCGAGAUCGAUGACAAACUCAGCAAAAUCAACGAUCGCUGGCAGCAUCUUUUUGAUGUCAUUGGAUCGAGGGUGAAGAAGCUGAAGGAGACAUUUGCUUUCAUUCAGCAGUUAGACAAAAACAUGAGCAACCUUCGAACCUGGUUGGCGAGAAUUGAGUCGGAGCUCUCCAAGCCGGUUGUUUAUGAUGUCUGUGACGAUCAGGAGAUCCAGAAGAGGCUAGCUGAACAACAGGAUCUGCAGCGAGAUAUUGAACAACACAGUGCAGGGGUAGAGUCCGUGUUCAACAUCUGUGAUGUCCUAUUGCAUGACUCUGAUGCCUGUGCCAACGAGACAGAGUGUGACUCGAUCCAGCAGACCACAAGGAGCCUGGACAGACGCUGGAGGAACAUUUGCGCCAUGUCAAUGGAGCGGCGCAUGAAAAUUGAGGAGACGUGGCGGCUCUGGCAGAAGUUUUUAGAUGAUUAUACCCGCUUCGAGGACUGGCUCAAGUCUGCUGAGAGGACAGCAGCCUGCCCAAAUUCCUCCGAGGUCUUGUACACGAGUGCCAAAGAAGAACUGAAGAGGUUUGAGGCCUUUCAGCGGCAGAUUCAUGAACGACUCACACAGCUGGAGCUCAUCAACAAGCAGUACCGGCGGCUGGCAAGGGAGAACCGCACGGACACAGCCAGCAAGCUGAAGCAGAUGGUGCAUGAGGGUAACCAGCGCUGGGACAAUCUGCAGAAGCGCGUCACAGGCAUACUGCGGAGACUCAGGUACUUUACCAAUCAGAGGGAAGAAUUUGAGGGCACCAGGGAGAGUAUUCUGGUGUGGCUCACAGAGAUGGACCUGCAGCUGACCAACGUGGAGCACUUUUCAGAGAGUGACGCUGAUGACAAGAUGCGCCAACUGAACGGCUUCCAACAGGAAAUUACACUAAACACCAACAAGAUCGACCAGCUCAUCGUGUUUGGGGAGCAGCUCAUCCAGAAGAGUGAGCCCCUGGAUGCCAUGCUGAUUGAGGAUGAGCUGGAAGAGCUACACCGCUACUGUCAGGAGGUGUUUGGCAGGGUGUCCCGCUUCCACCGGCGGCUGACCUGCCAUACUCCAGGCUUGGAAGAUGAAAAAGAGGCCUCUGAGAACGAAACAGACAUGGAAGAUCCCAGAGAGAUCCAGACUGACUCCUGGCGUAAGAGGAGAGAGAGUGAGGAGCCCUCAUCUUCCCAGUCACUGUGUCACCUCGUAUCCCCAGCUCUGGGACACGAGAGGUCUGGCUGUGAGACCCCUGUCAGUGUGGACUCUAUCCCCCUGGAGUGGGAUCACACAGGUGAUGUGGGGGGCUCUUCCUCUCAUGAAGACGAUGAGGAGGGCCCAUACUACAGUGCACUGUCAGAUGUAGAAAUCCCUGAAAAUCCUGAGGCAUAUCUUAAAAUGACCACAAAAUCUUUGAAAGCAUCUUCUGGGAAAUCCAUUUCUGAGGGCCACUCAUGGCACAUACCAGAUAGCCCUUCCUGUCCCAAGCAUCGCUACAAACAAAUGGAAGGUGAUAGGACCGCAGCACCUCUCCCCUCAGAUUCCAGCACCCCUUACAAACCAGCCUAUGUAAAGCUGUUGUUACGUCAAGGCACUGGUGAUGGUAAAGAAGGCCUAAGAGGCUCCAAGGACAGCCCCCAGCGGGAAGAUGAGCAGCUGGCUCCCUUAACAGGACAGCAGUCAGGUACCUUUGACAGAUGGGAGCUCAUUCAAGCACAAGAGCUUCACAGCAAACUCAGAAUAAAACAGAACGUGCAGCAGCUGAAUUCUGAUAUCAGUGACAUCACUGCUUGGCUGGAAAAAACUGAAGAAGAACUCAAAGCUUUAAAGAUGGCAGAGCGUCCCUCCAGUAUCCAGGAAAUGGCAGUCAGGGUGAAGAGACUGCAAGAGAUAUUAAAAGCCUUUGACACCUACAAGGCCUUAAUGGUUUCUGUCAACAAGAGCAGCAAGGAAUCUCUGCCCACCGAGAGCAACGAAUCCUCAGAGCUCCAAAGUAGGCUCCACCAGCUGAGCCUGCGCUGGGAAGCAGUCCAGGGCAUGAUGGACAGCUGGAGAGGGGACUUACGACAGUCACUCAUGCAGUGCCAGGACUUUCACCAAUUGAGUCAAGACAUGCUCCUGUGGCUAGCGAGUGCAGAGAGCCGGAGGCAGAGAGCACAUGUCACCGACCCAAAGGCAGACCACCAGGUUCUCCUGGAGUAUCAGAAAGAACUGAUGCAACUAGAAAAGGAGCUGGUAGACCGUCAGCCUCAAGUCAGCUCCUUGCAGCAGCUUUCCUCCAGUCUCCUUGUGAAGGGGCAUGGAGAAGACUACAUCGAGGCUGAAGAGAAAGUCCACGUAAUCGAAAAGAAGCUCAAGCAGUUGCGGGAGCAAGUAGCUCAGGAUCUGAUGUCCUUGCAGGGAAGCCAGAAUCCAGACCUAUCUCUGGCCAGCUUUGAUGAAGUAGACUCAGGGGAACAUCCUCCAGCAGCCUAUGUACCAGCUCCCCACACAAAGCAGUUCGGAGCAGAGAGAACUACAGAAGAGGAGAACGAGACUGACAGGAUGCCCCACCUCACAGACCCUGGUAGUUCACAGCCAAGGCGCUCCUUCUUCUCAAGGGUGAUCAGGGCAGCGCUGCCCCUGCAGUUGCUGCUCCUCCUGCUGCUGCUCCUGGCCUGCCUGCUGCCUGCCUCCGAAGAAGACUACAGCUGCACCCAGGCUAACAACUUCGCCCGCUCCUUCUACCCCAUGCUGCGGUACACCAACGGGCCGCCUCCCACCUAGAGGGCUCCACCAGCUGCAGUGCCAUACCAACAGCCUGUUGACUCCUAGCCUUGGCAAGAUCCAGAGACUUACUGCAGACAUGGCCCUCCAGGCAUGUCCAAAUGGACUCUAGAAGCCAAGGACAGCUGUGAAAGGAUGUUCGUCUACUGGAGCGGAGAACAGAUGCAGCAGGGCCUGGCAUUCAAAGCUAGCAGAUUAGUUAAGGAAAGGGGAGCUUCUUGAGGAGCAACGCACUUUGAAUUCUGACCUGUUUGUAAAAGAGAGUUCUUCUGUCCUUGAGCAAUGGUGUUCCGCACAUAAACCGUAUUUGAGAAAUAGAUUCCCACUUUAGUCAUGGUUCAAAAACUGCUCUGAGCUUACUGAUUCAGAUUUUAAAUGUUUAGAAUCAGUUUUUCUCCAAUCAGCUAGCAGUCUGAGCUCUGUUAAACCAAAAUGUUCUGUUCAAUACCUAGGCAGGCUCUUUUAUAUUGAUUUAAAUUUUUUAAAGAAAUUUUAUUGCAUGGAUAUGGUUAUUUGUGCAUAUUUUUAAACAAUGCUGGAUCUGUAUGAAUAAUGUAAACUUUGAUUUUUUUAAAAGAUGAAACAUUUUGGCUUGAGCUUUUGACUAAUGUACAGUAAAUGCCAAACCACAGACUUGAUAGAGAUGUUUUUGUAAGUUAAUUUUGUAAGACUUUUCACGUUGAAAGAGAUGCUUCAGGUCUGGUUGAGCUGUUUGGCCACCGGAGGUUGGUACAGAAACUUGAAGCUAUUUGUGGUAUGUACAAUGCAGAUGUUUCCCAUUAAAGAAAAAAUUAACUAGA